AUGGCAGAGCUACCGGAGAUCGACAUGGCGUACGACUGCGACGUGUACGAGCCAGCAGAAGACACGUACUUGUUCGUUGACGCACUGCAAGACGAACUACCUCAAUUAGUGGCUUUGAACCCGGCGAUCUGUGUGGAAAUUGGAUGUGGAAGUGGCGCGGUGUUUGUGUAUUUAGCGACGCAACUGCAAAAGAUGGGGACGAGAGCGAUGUUCUUGGCCACGGAUAUCAACCCGUUAGCUGCUGGAGUUGCGCAACAAACGGCAAAGAAUAACGGAGCUGAAGCGUUCGACGUCGUGCGGACAGACUUGUUGCAAUGCUACGAGCCGCGGAUACAGGGACACGUUGACGUGCUGCUGUUCAAUCCGCCGUAUGUGCCUACACCAUCUGAGGAGGUUGGAUCAACUGGAAUUGAAGCCGCGUGGGCUGGUGGACUCCACGGACGUGAGGUUAUUGACCGCUUGUUGCCCAAAAUCAAUGAUCUACUGUCGCCGCAAGGCGUUUUCUACAUGGUUGUAGUAGUAGAGAACAAACCCAAGGAAAUCGCUGCUAUUCUCGCUAAAGAUGGCUUCGAAAUGACGGUGAGUCAUGAUCAUGGUUCGUGA
Molecule: messenger RNA, 603 nt
Organism: Phytophthora infestans T30-4
Lineage: Eukaryota; Oomycota; Peronosporomycetes; Peronosporales; Peronosporaceae
Exons: 4
Coding region: 1-603 (200 amino acids)
Biological process (GO): methylation
Cellular component (GO): eRF1 methyltransferase complex
Molecular function (GO): nucleic acid binding; protein methyltransferase activity; S-adenosylmethionine-dependent methyltransferase activity
Source: RefSeq, a predicted model, not a curated record